UCCAGCCAGCCAGCUGUGGUUCAGAGGGGAAGGGUGAAGUUGGGACAUGCUAGGCUCCUAGCGUUUACAGCGGCAGGGAUCCCUUCACAGGUUGAGAUGAGUUGGGAAGGCGGAAGCAAUGGAUCGGCGGGAAUCCCCACCGAAGACAAGACGGACUCGAAAUCCGAUAGCAAAAGCAAAAAAAGCAAGAAAAAAGAAAAACAGCCAACUGUUAGUGUAUUUGCAAUGUUUCGAUAUUCAGAUUGGCUGGAUAAGUUAUACAUGGUGCUGGGAACAGCUGCAGCCAUUAUACAUGGAGCAGGACUCCCUCUCAUGAUGCUAAUUUUUGGGGACAUGACAGAUAGCUUUGCAAAUAUGGGAAACAGAAAUGAAACUACUGGAGUAGUGUGGAGUAAUUCAAGUAAAAAUCCCUUCGAGACACUGGAGGAGGAAAUGACCACGUAUGCAUUGUAUUAUACUGGAGUAGGUUUUGGGGUGCUCGUUGCUGCCUACUUUCAAGUUUCAUUCUGGACCUUAGCUGCUGGACGACAAGUUAAGAAAAUUAGACAAAACUUUUUCCAUUCAAUAAUGCGCCAAGAAAUUGGUUGGUUUGAUGUCCAUGAUGUUGGGGAACUGAACACUCGACUGACUGAUGACGUCUCCAAAAUUAGCGAUGGAAUUGGAGACAAAAUUGGAUUACUCUUUCAAGCAGUAGCAACAUUCCUCACAGGUUUUAUAGUUGGAUUUGCAACAGGCUGGAAGCUAACACUUGUGAUUCUGGCCAUUAGUCCUGUCCUAGGCGCGUCAGCUGCCCUCUGGGCAAAGGUACUGUCUUCCUUUACUGAUAAAGAAUUAUUAGCAUAUGCAAAAGCUGGAGCAGUAGCUGAAGAGGUCCUAGCGGCAAUUAGAACUGUAAUUGCUUUUGGAGGACAAAAGAAAGAACUGGAAAGGUACAACAAAAAUUUAGAAGACGCUAAAAAUUUUGGGAUAAAGAAAGCUAUUACAGCCAACAUUUCAAUGGGAAUUGCCUUCCUGCUGAUAUAUGCCUCAUAUGCGCUGGCAUUCUGGUAUGGGACCACUUUGAUCAUCGCUACAGAAUACACUAUUGGAGAAGUACUCACUGUCUUCUUUGCUGUAUUAAUUGGAGCCUUCAGUAUUGGACAGGCCUCACCAAGCAUUGAAGCUUUUGCUAAUGCAAGAGGUGCAGCCUAUGUCGUCUUCAAGAUAAUUGAUAAUAAGCCAAGUAUUGACAGCUAUUCAACGAGUGGCCAUAAACCAGAUAACAUUAGUGGAAACUUGGAGUUCAAAAAUGUUCAUUUCACUUACCCAUCUCGGCAAGAGGUUAAGAUUUUGAAGGGCCUCAAUCUCAAGGUUAACAGUGGACAAACAGUAGCCUUGGUUGGAAACAGUGGCUGUGGGAAAAGUACAACUGUUCAGUUGAUACAGAGAUUAUAUGAUCCUACCGAGGGUGUGGUCACCAUUGAUGGACAGGAUAUCCGGACCCUAAAUGUAAGGUAUCUGAGGGAAAUUACAGGAGUUGUGAGUCAGGAGCCAGUACUCUUUGCAACCACAAUUGCUGAAAAUAUUCGCUAUGGCCGUGAAGAUGUCACCAUGGAAGAGAUUGAGAAAGCUGUCAAGGAAGCCAAUGCCUAUGACUUUAUCAUGAAACUUCCUAAUAAAUUUGACACUCUGGUUGGAGAAAGAGGGGCCCAGCUGAGUGGCGGUCAGAAACAGAGAAUAGCAAUCGCUCGAGCUCUGGUUCGGAAUCCCAAGAUCCUUCUGCUUGAUGAGGCCACCUCAGCUUUAGACACUGAAAGUGAAGCAGUUGUACAAGAGGCACUGGAUAAGGCAAGAGAAGGCCGUACCACCAUUGUUAUAGCCCAUCGUUUGUCUACAAUCCGUAAUGCAGAUGUUAUAGCUGGCUUUGAGGAUGGAGUUAUUGUGGAGCAAGGAAACCAUAAUGAAUUAAUGAAACAAGAAGGUGUUUACUUCAAACUUGUUACCAUGCAGACAGGAGGAAAACAGAAUGAAUUGGAGGGUGCUCCAGAUGAACAGAUAGAUGAAAUAAGUGCCUCAGAAGCAGCUACAAAAGGUUUUGCAUCCAGUCUCCUAAGAAGACGAUCAACUCGUUCAAGUAUCAAGAAGUCACAGGGAUCAGAGAAAAAAGUCACUGAGGAAGAGAAACGGCUUGAUGAAAAUGUGCCUCCAGUUUCUUUUUUCAAGGUUCUGAAGAUGAAUAAGACAGAAUGGCCUUAUUUAGUGGUUGGCACUUUUUGUGCUAUUAUCAACGGAGUUAUGCAGCCAGCAUUUGCCAUAAUAUUUUCCAGGAUUAUUGGGGUCUUCUCACUACCAAAUGAUGCUGCAACAAGGCGGCGUGAUAGUGAUUUGUUUUCAUUGUUGUUUUUAGUACUUGGAAUUGUUUCUUUCAUUACCUUUUUCCUUCAGGGCUUCACGUUUGGCAAAGCUGGAGAGAUUCUUACAAAGAGGCUCCGCUAUAUGGCCUUCAAAGCCAUGCUGAGACAGGAUGUAAGCUGGUUUGAUGACCCUAAAAACAGCACUGGUGCUCUGACAACAAGACUUGCUACUGAUGCCUCCCAAGUCAAGGGGGCUACUGGUGCUAGACUGGCUAUCAUUACCCAGAACGUAGCCAAUCUUGGGACUGGAGUUAUCAUCUCAUUCAUCUACGGCUGGCAGUUAACAUUUUUGCUCUUAGCAAUUGUACCAAUCAUCUCAGUUGCAGGAGUUGUUGAAAUGAAAAUGUUGGCUGGACAUGCCCAGAAAGAUAAGAAAGAAUUAGAGGGUGCUGGAAAGAUCGCUACCGAAGCAAUAGAAAAUUUCCGAACUGUUGUUUCUCUGACUCAGGAGAAAAAGUUUGAGUAUAUGUAUCAACAGAGCUUGCUGGGACCAUACAGAAAUUCUGUGAAGAAAGCACAUAUCUUUGGCAUCACUUUUUCUCUCACCCAAGCAAUGAUGUAUUUUUCCUAUGCUGCUUGUUUCCGGUUUGGCGCCUUCUUGGUGGCACGUCAACUUAUGAAGUUUCAAGAUGUUCUCUUGGUGUUUUCAGCUGUUGUGUUUGGUGCCAUGGCAUUAGGGCAGACAAGUUCCCUUGCACCAGACUACGCCAAAGCCAAAAUAUCAGCAUCCCACAUCAUCAUGCUCCUGGAACGAAAACCUUUGAUAGACAGCUACAGUGAGGAGGGACAGAAACUGGAAAAGUUCGAAGGGAAUGUGUCACUUAAUGAAGUCAGGUUCAACUACCCUACCCGGCCAAAUGUCCCCGUACUCCAAGGCCUGACCCUGGAGGUGAAGAAGGGUCAGGCCCUGGCUCUUGUGGGCAGCAGUGGUUGUGGGAAGAGUACUGUGGUGCAACUGCUCGAGAGGUUCUAUGAUCCCCUGGCCGGACAGGUGAAAGUUGACGACCAAGAUGUGAAGAAGCUUAAUGUCCAGUGGCUGCGGGCUCAGCUCGGCAUCGUGUCCCAGGAGCCCGUCUUGUUCGACUGCAGCAUUGCAGAGAACAUCGCCUAUGGAAACAACAGCCGGCUGGUAUCACAGGAAGAGAUUGUGAACGCAGCCAAGGCUGCCAACAUUCAUUCUUUCAUUGAAACACUACCCAAAAAAUAUGAAACCAGGGUGGGAGACAAAGGGACUCAGCUCUCCGGGGGUCAGAAACAGCGCAUUGCUAUUGCUCGAGCCCUCAUCAGAAACCCUCAGAUCCUGCUGUUGGAUGAAGCCACUUCAGCCCUGGAUACAGAAAGUGAAAAGGUUGUCCAAGAAGCCCUGGACAAGGCGAGAGAAGGUCGUACCUGUAUUGUGAUUGCUCACCGCCUCUCCACCAUCCAGAAUGCCGACCUCAUUGUCGUAUUCCAGAAUGGCCAGGUCAAAGAACGAGGGACACACCAACAGCUGCUAGCCCAGAAAGGCAUCUACUUUUCACUGGUCAGCGUUCAGAGUGGGGCAAAGCGCAUGUGAACUCCUUUCACUCCAUGCAUUUCAUAAGUUAAAUAUUUCCUAUAUUUGUGUUUUAAAAUGGAAUCAUAGCCAUAAACUUCUGCCAUAAGUGCCAGAAAGCAAGUCCUGUAGGCUGUCUUAUCUCCUGCUGCAACUGGAUCUCUGGAUAUUCAAUGUCUCCAGAAGAGAAGAAACAGCACUUAAGGAAGAUAAACCAAUGUCUCAUGCAUUAUGAAACUUAGGGGAGUAUUGAGGCUAGCUAGUUUUUUUUUAAUAACUGUCUAAGCAAUUUUAUUUUUAUUUCUAGUCUCCUUCAGAAAGUAACUGACUUUCCUUGCUUAAAAAAAAAAGAUGCUGUGACCAAAGGGUGGGAACUCCUGAAAUAACUGUUUUAUAAAAUAUAAGAGCCUAUAAUAAAAACAGAACAUUUCUUGUACUAGUAUAACAUUGUUCAAACCUAAACCGAGUAUACCACUUCCCAAUCAAAAUACUCUAGACUGCGAAGUAGUUGGUUCAAAAUAAGAGAACCCUACUCUGCCUUUUUCCUCUUAAUGAGUCCUAUGGAGCUGCACAACCUUGUUCACUUUUGUACUUAAUCCUGUCAUUUGUUACUUUUCAACUUCUGUUAUUAUGGCCAAGUAAGUGACAAUAGGAAACAAAGCAAGAUUAAUUCAUUUGUUUGGGGCCAGGAGAGAAAUGCUGAAUCAUGGGAUUGAAUCUUCCUUUGGUGUAUUGUUAAUAUUUUGCACUGUUGUUGCAAUGUGUUGUUAAAGAACUCUAUUAUUUUUGCACUUUGAAAAAUAUAAAACUGCGUUAUUGAUUUCAUUUCAAUACUUACUUCCCUUCCGUAGAAUUAAUUUCCUGCAAUG
Messenger RNA from Vombatus ursinus (common wombat), 4796 nucleotides. It is a transcript of the gene ABCB1, whose product is annotated as ATP binding cassette subfamily B member 1. Bases 97 to 3948 code for a protein of 1283 amino acids. Gene Ontology annotation, molecular function: ATP binding; ATP hydrolysis activity; ABC-type transporter activity. NCBI's taxonomy places the organism in Eukaryota, Metazoa, Chordata, Mammalia, Diprotodontia, Vombatidae. The record is from RefSeq and is a predicted model, not a curated record. The transcript has 28 exons. Gene Ontology annotation, biological process: transmembrane transport. Gene Ontology annotation, cellular component: membrane.